GCAGUGGAGGAGAUGAGCGCUCGGAUAGCGAGAUCCAACCCGGCCAUGAAACUGAUCGUGCUCUUCACAGCUUCUCUUUCCUGGGCCUUCCAGCAGCAGGAAGUUCUGCCUCAGUACCAGCACCGCGACCCUGUGACAUCUGAAUUCCUCCUGUGUGACCAGUGCCCCCCCGGCACGGCCGUGAGGCGACACUGCACCGCUGACACGCCCACAGAGUGCCAACCCUGUCCCGAGAGGCACUUUGCUGAGAACUGGCACUGGGGGGAUACGUGUCAAUACUGCACCUCGGUGUGUAAGGAGAGGCAGCUCGUGAGGCAGCAGUGCAACAGCACCCAUGACCAGCUGUGUGCGUGUGCCCCAGGUUUCCACCUAGUGGUGGAGUUCUGCAUCACACACAGUACCUGUCCACCUGGCUAUGGAGUGACAGCUUUAGGUACACCAGUGAGUGACACCGCGUGUGAGCACUGUCCGCCUGGUCAUUUCUCCGCCGGCAGCUCGGCCACUGAGACGUGCCAGCGCCACAGAAACUGCUCGGACUGGGGUCUGAAGACGCUGAGGUGGGGCACGUCCACUUCAGACAGCCUCUGCGGCAGCCAGGACAAGGCGGCAACACUGGAGUGCUCCCAGCAUCACACUCUGUGCCACACUGAUGUGACUCUGUGUGAGGAGGCAGUGUUCCAGUCUCUCGCCUCGCUGCAGCUGUCCUCAGUGCCCCUGGAGCGGCUGUUGGAGAGUCUCCCGGGCCGGAGGGUGGAACGUAAGAGCCUGGAGAGGCUGAAAAAGGCCUGCUCCCCUCACCAGCAGGUCCUCCACCUGCUGCGACUGUGGAGGGAGCAGAACAAGGACCAGGACAAGCUGUACGGCAUCAUACGAGGUGUGAACCACUGUGAGAGGAAGGUCUCUCGCUGCAACGGCCUGAAGAACCUGACCCUAGACGACCUCCUGCAGGUCACCAACAGCCUGCCGGGGUUGAGGGUUCAGCAGGAGGACGUCCGGGCUGUGGUCUCGACUUGCCUGCCCAGGCAAUACAUCCUGCAGCUUCUUCACCUGUGGAAGACGGCAAACUACGACCUGGAUCUAGCCAAAGGCCUGUCUCACAGUCUGAGGGUGCUGCGCAGCCAGGGGGGGACGCCGCGCUACCUGCUGAAGGGCCUGAAGAAGAUCAGCCGCAUCAUAGGAACCACCUCAGCGCACAAGUUGUAUGAGAAGAUGUUUGUCAGUAUGCUGCAGGACGAGUUGUGUUUUAAGGGCCAUAAGCCUUUAAAUGAAUAA
Messenger RNA from Limanda limanda (common dab), 1272 nucleotides. RefSeq names its product tumor necrosis factor receptor superfamily member 11B-like. NCBI's taxonomy places the organism in Eukaryota, Metazoa, Chordata, Actinopteri, Pleuronectiformes, Pleuronectidae. The record is from RefSeq and is a predicted model, not a curated record. The transcript has 6 exons. Gene Ontology annotation, molecular function: protein binding. The coding region runs from base 13 to 1272 and encodes 419 amino acids.